Molecule: messenger RNA, 474 nt
Organism: Geosmithia morbida
Lineage: Eukaryota; Fungi; Ascomycota; Sordariomycetes; Hypocreales; Bionectriaceae
Product: Ribosomal protein S18 acetylase RimI
Exons: 1
Coding region: 1-474 (157 amino acids)
Biological process (GO): protein acetylation
Molecular function (GO): N-acetyltransferase activity
Source: RefSeq, a predicted model, not a curated record
AUGAUCCAAGCACUAGCCGACUACGAACACGAGUCGAACGCGGUCAAGGCAACGGUGCAAUCGCUCGAGGACACGCUGGCCUUCUCGACGGACGGGACGGCCCAGACGCUGGAGCCGACGUCGCCCACCCGACCGGCACGGUGUCUCGUCCUGUCGACGCCGGAGGGCGAACCGGCGGGGAUAGCGCUGUACUUUUACAACUACAGCACCUGGCGGUCAGUGGGGGGGAUAUACCUCGAGGACCUGUUUGUGCGGCCUGCCCAGCGCGGGAAAGGGUACGGAAAGAGGCUGCUCGUCGAGCUGGCGAGGCAGGUCGUCGAGAUGAAGGGGGCCAGGCUGGAGUGGAGCGUUCUCAAGUGGAACGAGCCGAGUAUAAAGUUCUACCAGAGUAUCGGGGCCAAGGCUAUGGACGAGUGGGUUGGCAUGAGGGUUGACAAUGACGGGCUGGACAGGUUGGCGCAUCUGCUCGAUUAG